CCAUUAAACAAUACCAAUAUCAAUUCUUGAUUUUAUACAAUUUUGUCCAAUCCUUGAUUGAACGCACACAAAUGACACAUUGUUUAUUAAUAGAACGUAUUAUUCUCACAUAUUUAAAUGUUGCUUAUUACUGAAUUUCAAUGUGUGUAAAUUGUUGAAACAUUAUUUAUAUAUUAUUUAAUAGUGUAAUAUCUUAGUUUUUAUAUUUACAUUUUAUAUUUAAAUUAAAAUAUAAUUUCUUUUGUUUUUUAAUAAAAUUAAUAAAUAUAUUAAUAUGAUAUAUUAAUCAAAGAGAAUUCUAAUCUUUACUAUAAAUGUAACCUACUGAUACUUUAUUAAUACAAAUUUCUUUAUAAAAAAUGUUAUCUACUAUUGUAAAAGAGCAUCAAAGCAAACAAGCAGCGAGAAAAGAAAGACAAGAACAAAAAAGAAAAGAAGCUGUACAAGCUGCAAGUAACUUGACACAAGCUUUAGUUGAUCAUCUAAAUGUAGGAGUGGCACAAGCAUAUCUCAAUCAAAAGAAAUUAGAUGCAGAAGCAAAACAAUUGCAACAUAGUGCAACAAAUUUUGCAAAACAAACACAAUCAUGGUUGAACCUAGUAGAAGCAUUUUCUAGUGCAUUAAAAGAAAUUGGUGAUGCUGAAAAUUGGGCACGUAGCAUUGAAGGAGAUAUGAGAACUAUAGCAACUGCUUUGGAAUAUUCUUACAAAGCUACUCAAGAAGCUCAAGGAACCAGCACUUCUUGAAAGCACUUCAAAAAUGUACACAAUGUUACAAUAAUAUUUAAAAAGAAACUUAGCAAUAAGUGUUAUAAAAUUUAAUAUUGUUUUAUGUUUGUAUUAUUAUGUUAAAAUAAAUGGAUUUAUCUUGUUUUCUUA
Molecule: messenger RNA, 878 nt
Organism: Apis cerana (Asiatic honeybee)
Lineage: Eukaryota; Metazoa; Arthropoda; Insecta; Hymenoptera; Apidae
Gene: Blos1
Product: biogenesis of lysosome-related organelles complex 1 subunit 1
Biological process (GO): endosomal transport
Cellular component (GO): BLOC-1 complex
Source: RefSeq, a predicted model, not a curated record